Messenger RNA from Medicago truncatula (barrel medic), 1151 nucleotides. Its product is annotated as F-box/FBD/LRR-repeat protein At4g26340. The transcript is spliced from 3 exons. Lineage: Eukaryota; Viridiplantae; Streptophyta; Magnoliopsida; Fabales; Fabaceae. Bases 116 to 883 code for a protein of 255 amino acids. The record is from RefSeq and is a predicted model, not a curated record.
UUUGUUACACAGUAUUCGUAGUGAAAUUCAUCUAAACAUUCAAAGCUCUACGACAAUAAGUUUACCAUCACUGAAGAUACUGCUAAUUGACAUCUUCGGUUAUGUGCAAAUCCCUAUGGUGAAUGCACUUCUAUGUGGCUGCCCAAACAUCGAAGCUCUAGAUCUUAAAUUUCUAACCAAUAGCUUGGACAAUGUUUUCCUUCCACCUACCUUGAAAAGGCUGAAAAUUGAAAUAGAGAGUGAUGAGGUCGGUCCUUUGCUUGAAAUAAACGCGCCAGAUCUUGAGUACAUCAACAUUUACCAAUACAGAUUCAGCGAUGUAUUAAACAUGAAAAACUUGCACAAUGUUGUAGAAGCAAGUCUUUAUUUCGUGCCUUUGUCGUAUGAUUUCGUCGACCCAUUACUCAAGCUCCUCAACAAUCUCUCCAGGACAAAACAUCUAGUUUUGAGAGUUUCAACAACCAAGUGGCUGCUUGGUGAACCCCGUGAUCUACUUUUUCAAGAUUUUUGCUAUCUGCUUCAUUUAGAUAUCAUUCUUCCCUGGUUUGACUCCAAUUCUCUUCUCAGCUUGCUUCACAAAUGUCCUAUUCUUCAGGUUCUUAAAAUUCAAAAUUAUAAGGAACAGUCACCAAUUUUAGGAUGGGCUCCACAGCCAAGUGCUCCUAAUUGUCUCGUAUCCUACCUUACCUUUAUUCAAUUUAAAAAAUUUCAAGGAUUUUCAGAUGAGAUAACAUUUAUUGAGCAUGUUUUGCAAAAAGGACUUGUUUUAAAGACAGUGAUUAUUGCUGAUAUUUCUCUGGACCAAGGUAAGAAGUACGACAUUCUAAAAAGAUUAUCGAAUGUGCCAAGAGCCUCAGAAAUGUGUCGUCUUACAUUUGACUGAGUAGUAUCUCCAAAUAAAGAAAUGGUGUGAACUCUAGAUCUUGAUGCAUUUUCUUUGUCAUAGUACACCAAAUCAAAUCUUGGUAACACUCAAAGUUUCUAAAUUUUCUUUGAACUCGUUAGAUGUUAUGCAAAAGGUGCAACUUGUUGCAAAUUAACUUGGUAAUUUUCUAUUUUUUGAUAUUAUUGUCACACCAACUAAAGCUUUGUUUUUUAGGGACAUUAAUUAGUGUUCACUUUGAUGGAUCAUAAUCACCUUUGUCGAUGAA